This is a messenger RNA of Formica exsecta, 1547 nucleotides long. RefSeq names its product DNA-directed primase/polymerase protein-like. The transcript is spliced from 3 exons. NCBI's taxonomy places the organism in Eukaryota, Metazoa, Arthropoda, Insecta, Hymenoptera, Formicidae. Gene Ontology annotation, cellular component: mitochondrial matrix; nucleus. Gene Ontology annotation, biological process: response to UV; error-prone translesion synthesis; replication fork processing. Bases 154 to 1470 code for a protein of 438 amino acids. The record is from RefSeq and is a predicted model, not a curated record. Gene Ontology annotation, molecular function: DNA-directed DNA polymerase activity; chromatin binding.
UGUCACAAAAUCGGCGGGAAACGGUUUAACUCACAAUCAGCUGUUCCGAACGUGAUACAUGUAUGUUUGCGAGAGAUACCUUUCAUCUCUAAAAUCGCGACAAAGCGACAAUGAAAUCGUGUCAAUUGUUCAUUCAUAUGUAAAGUGAGCACGAUGGAUACAAUUAGUACAGAAAAAUUUUACGGUGGUAAAGUGCGGAAACGCAAACUCAAGUCUAACGUUAGCUGGGUGAAAACAUAUCAGGUUAUGCCGUCGCAUAUAUUAGGCCCAACGCAAUAUUGGCGGGAAUUUCACAGACAAGUCGAUGCCUUGACAGCAGCCGCCGAAUAUAGCACUAAAACAGAUAUGCUUUGUAUAUUCGCAUAUCAACGGCCCAGCGAUGGUAGUCGCAGAUUUGUCGUCGCACAUCCGGAGGUCUAUUGGUGGUACUACAAGGCAAAACCGCAAGAAGAAAGAUGUUCAUACGAGGUAAUACCAAAAGAUUCACCAUGUUGGUUGUAUCUGGAUUUAGAAUACCUGAUCGAAUUAAAUCCGCUAUGCAAUGGAUCACGCAUGACCAAGACACUAAUAGAUAUUAUACGUGUAUAUUUACUUACUCACUAUCACUUGUUGUGUGAUAGAAAUAACUUUUUAAUACUGGACUCUACAUCCAGCACAAAAUUCAGCAGACAUGUGAUUUUCACUAUAAAGGAUAUGGCUUUUAAGGAUAACUCACAUGUUGGAAAGUUUAUCAAAACUAUAUACAAUGAUAUCAUGCUUUACCUACACUCAGAUGCACAGUCGCAUGGAAUUUUAAAUCAAUUUAAUAAAGCAGAUAUCAAAGAAAUGCUUGUGGAGACAAACCAUGGCAAAAAGUUGUUUGUUGACAAUAGCGUUUAUACAAAGAAUAGACAGUUUAGAGUAUACCUUUCCACCAAAUGGGGAAAACAGUCGUAUUUAACAGUCUCUGCAGAUUGUAUGCAUAAUCCAAUAAAUAAAUGCAGAGAAAAGGAGUUAGGAAUCUUUUUGGAUUCCAUGAUAUCGUAUUUUCCAAACAAACAAAAUUUAAUUCUGCUCGAGUUUUUUAAUCGGAGUGAUAUAAAAGCUCAACUUUACUCAAAGAUACCAAUGCAAUACAGUCACGAGGGCAAUAACCAGAUCUCACCAUACCCUGAAAUAGACAGAUAUGUUAGUAGUCUGGUUGAUCCCGGCAAGAUACGCAUUGUUAAAUAUUUCGAUAAAACCAACAUAUUGAGAUAUGAAAUUUAUGGUAACAGAUACUGUGAAAACAUUGGCAGGUAUCAUAAAAGCAAUAAUAUAUAUUGGAUAGUAGAUUUAAAUAAGAAAAAAAUGUACCAGAAAUGUCACGAUGAAGACUGCUCAGAUUUUUUGUCUACACCAAAGAGUUUGCCAGAAGAAAUUACUUUCAAGCUUGAUAUAGAAGGUGAUCUUCUUAUAUCCCAUGCAAUGGUAGAUGAAAAUAUUGCAUAACAAGAGAUUUAAAAACUAUUAUAAAUACACUCUUUAUAUAUGUAUGAGCAUAAAUAUAAUUUAUAUGAAAAUAUGUA